AUGCCCAGGCCCCACAGCCCUCCCAGCAGCUCUGAGAAGAGGGACCCCCAUAAGCCCAAAGUGAGGACACUGGAAACAGGGAACUCCUGGGAGAGAGGAGCUGAGGAUGGAGACCAGGGAGGACAAAUCCUCACAGCAGAACCUGGUGGAAGAGGCCAUUUUGAGCGGCUCCAGGGCACAGGAAUCCAAUGGGGAGGAAAAGCCCCGGAGAUCCCUCAAGAGGAGGGGCUGCAAACCCAGCCCAGGGUGCUCCGAGGACUCAGCCUGUGCCUGGAAGGCAACCAGAGAUCUGGCCAGAGCGCUGAAGUGGUGGUCAAUGAGCAGCUUGAUGAUGGCAAGAAGCCCCACCAGUGCUUGGAAUGUGGGAAGAGUUUCGGCAGGAGCGACCACCUGCUCAUCCACCAGAGGACCCACACCGGGGAACGGCCCUAUGAGUGUGGGGAAUGUGGGAAGAGCUUCAGGAUCAGCUCCCACCUGAUUGUCCACCAGAGGAUCCACACCAAUGAACGGCCCCACAAGUGUGGGGAAUGUGGGAAGAGCUUCAGGAUCAACUCCAACCUGAUCGCCCACCAGAGGAUCCACACCAAUGAACGGCCCUAUAAAUGUGGAGAAUGUGGGAAGGGCUUCAGGAGGAGCUCCAGCUUGAAACUCCACCAGAUGAUCCACACUGGGAUACGACUCUUUGUAUGUGGGGAAUGUGGGAAGGGCUUCCAUGACAGCUCCCGCCUGAUCAUCCACCAGACAAUGCACACUGGGGAGUGCCCCUACAUGUGCUCGUGUGGGAAGAGCUUCAUUGAGAACUCCAGCCUGAUUCUGCACCAGAGGAUCCACACUGGGGAGAGGCCCUACAAGUGCAGGGAAUGUGGGAAAAGCUUUAGGCAGAGCUGCCAUCUGAAUGCCCACCAGAGGAUCCACACUGGGGAGAGGCCCUAUAAGUGCAGGGAAUGUGGGAAAAGCUUCAUCGACCCCUCUGGCCUGAGUGUCCACCAAGGGAUCCACACUGGGGAGAGGCCUUACAGGUGUGGGGAUUGUGGGAAAAGCUUCAGUCAGAGCACUAGGCUGAUUCUGCACCAGACGAUCCACACCAGGGAGAGGCCUUACAGGUGUGGGGAAUGUGGGAAAUGCUUCAGGCAGAACUCUAGGCUGAUUGCCCACCAGAGAAUCCACACUGGGGAGAGAUACUAUGAGUGUUCUGAGUGUGGGGAGAGGUUUCAGAGCCGAUACCGUCUCCUCAAGCAUCAGCAGAUUCACAGAGAAUAGAGGCUCUUCUGCUGCCCUGACUGCAGGAAGGGCUUUUAGAAAAACUCCACUCUCGUCACCCACCAGUGGAUCCACACUGGGGAGAGGCCCUGACAGUGUCCCAAGUGUGGGAAGAACUUCUCCCAGAACUCUGCCAUGACCCAACACCAAGGGAGGCAGCAGUAAGGGAUGCCCAACAAGUGCCCUGUGUGCAGGAAGAGUGUUGCCUUGAUUUUUAAAGAUUUUCUGAGCCUUCUAAUGUUUACAUUCUUGUAGCAAACUUUCUCAAACACUUUCUGUAAAUAACUUCUUGUUUGGCAUUCUUUUAUAGAAGAAGAAAAAUAUGAUGGACUGUUAGUUUGUCCAGUGUCAUUGGAGAGGUGGCACUUUCACCCUCCAAUCCACGGUCGCUUUUAGAAAACUAUAAAUGUUGGAGUCAGGAAAUAAACUUCCCUUUUCUUCCCCUUGAGAGCAGCAGUGUGUGCGCUCAUGUUGUUUUAUGUCCUACAGUGACAGGAAGAGCUUUGAGCGCUGCUUCAACUCCAUCCCCCAUUGGGGACCCCCACUGGAUGGUCCACAGUGACCCUCACUGGGCGGAGACUUGGUCAUCCAUGAUCCUGGUGAUCCAUGUUGGGAAGACACCUGGCUGGUGGUCCCCACAUCUUCCUGGCUCUCCUUGGGCACUUGGACACGGCCAGAGAAAAAUCCAUUGAGAUGCAAACAGACAUCAGAAUUCCAUAGUGGACAGCACAGUUUUUUACUUUUGACCCCAAAACAGUCUCACCUUUUGCAUCCAGUCAUUGCUUCGAGUGGCAUCCAGAAUUCCAAAUGGUGUUGGAGGUCUUUUCCAACCUGAAUCAUUCCAUGAUUCUAAUUCUCUCUGGCCCACCAGCAUCUUCCACAGCCAAAUGGUGAUUGACUGGGGCAAAACCCAGGAUUUUGGAGACAAUGGAGUGGAAAUCUUUCUAGAAAAGGUCCUUUCUACCUGCCCAGGCACAUGGAUACUCAGCCAGCAUGGACACAUAAAUGCUUUUAUUUUGGCCUUUAUUUUCGUUCAUUUUUCAUUAUCCUUCACCCAACAUUGGGGUAAAU
Melospiza georgiana is the source of this 2331-nucleotide messenger RNA. Its product is annotated as zinc finger protein 664-like. Lineage: Eukaryota; Metazoa; Chordata; Aves; Passeriformes; Passerellidae. The record is from RefSeq and is a predicted model, not a curated record.